UGUUUGUGAGACGCACGCACAACAAUGAUGUCCAGUUCACUUAUUACAAAAAGUCAUACAGCAGGCCCAUGUUGCCCAUCCUUUGAUUGGAGGACAUGUUGUGUGAGGGAGGAGGGAGGGGGUGUGGAGAGAAAAAAAAUAAGAAAGAGAAAGAAGAGAAUAAUUGUGUUCCUGUUCUGUGUUCCUGUCCUCAGCUCUGUGUUUAAAGUGUCAGGUCACAAGCGGACAGCUCCCGGAGCCCUGAACCCUAACCCUAACCCUGAAUCCUAACCCUGAACCCUAACCCUAAUCAAGAUUAAAACUGGUAUGAUUGAUAUUGUUUCAAGCUGAGCCCUAAAUCGUCCAACCUCCUUACACAAUGAACUAGUUCCUAAUUACCAUCCUGUUCCAAUUUCCAAAUUGAACAGCUUCCCCAUGAAACACAGACAGUUGUACAGACACAGUUGAACAGACAGACAACUCUACAGACCGUUAUACAGGUAGCUAAGCCAUGAAGCGAUUGAUUUAAACUGUAAUUCACAAAGAUUAUAGAAUACAACGAUGAAGUUGAUAAUCUUUUUAAAGAGUUUACCCAAUCUCCAGGGAUUAUCUUGGGGUUACUGGUCCUGUUUGGGGGGGGGGGGCAGGGAGACAGAUAGAGAGCAAGCAGAAGUCGUGACUCUUUCUGCUCCACCCCUCUCUUGUUUUACCUUGGCUGAAGAUAAACACUAAAAAUACACCCGUCCUAAUCUCCUAAGCAGAAAGAGGUAAGAGUUAGACCAUGAGCUGCCUGGUGGACAGCACCCACCACCUCCCUGCAGUCAGGCUAAGUCCUGCAGAGAUAAUACCUGCUGUCCACGCAACCAGGACUUCCUGUCUGACAGACACCCCUGCUCCACUGCCCUCCUCCCAAGUUCUCCUGCCACGUUCUCCUGCAUGGUGUCACACUUGGAGUCUGUGUGUAACCCGGGUUGUUGGGCAGAGAGAUUGAGUGGCCUGAACAUGCCCACCCUCCCUAGCCUCGGCCGCAUGUGUGGCUCCAGCCACAGAGACGACAUGGUGGUUCUGGACCGAGUCAAGAGGAAGAACUCAGUUCGCCGCAUGUCCAUCAUCGAGGACGGCCAGGUGGCCGAGGUUCUCUACCUCAUCCCCAAACAGUCCAUGAUGGAGCAGCUGCCAUUCCUCAACCCCAACGACUACAUCCUGUGUGAGAAGAUGAUCGGCGUGCCCGUCGAUUCACCGCCGGGUAAGAGGAUGGGAGGCGAUGGCUUCUGCAUCACACCUGGAUACACAUCCAUCACACCUGGAUACACAUCCAUCCCACCUGGAUACACAUCCAUCCCACCUGGAUACACAUCCAUCACACCAGGGUUACACAUCCAUCACACCUGGAUACACGCCCAUCACACCUGGAUACACAUCCAUCACACCUGGAUACACACCCAUCACACCUGGGUUACACAUCCAUCACACCUGGAUACACACCCAUCACACCUGGGUUACACAUCCAUCACACCUGGAUACACACCCAUCACACCUGGAUACACACCCAUCACACCUGGGUUACACAUCCAUCACACCUGGAUACACACCCAUCACACCUGGAUACACAUCCAUCACACCUGGAUACACACCCAUCACACCAGGGUUACACAUCCAUGUGGUGGUUCUGAGGAGGUUUCUUUUUCCCAGACCCAGCAGCGGCCAUCCUCCAGGCCCUCUCCUCUCAACUUCUUCUUCCCUCUGCCUCACGUCCCGGCUAGAACUGUGAGAAAGCCUGAGCCCACCAGGUGCUCCUCUGAGAGCAUCAGCUUCAGACCAGGCUCCUGCCUCCCUGGGGCUCCUGGAAACACCAUCUACGCUAAAGUAGAUGAUGAGAUCAUUGAUUACAGGGCAUUAGCAGCCAUCCCCAGAGUGAAGGCCAUUUAUGAUAUAGAGCGUCCUGACAUGAUCUCGUACGAGGCAGUCCAACCCUCGUCCUCCACGCUGCAGCCCCGAGGAGAUAGACAGGACAGGCUCAGCCCUAUCGAGCACCAGAGAGCUGCUAGCGUCAGCGUGCCCAGACGCACUGAGACACCCCAGUCCUUGCCUUCUGAGCCCUCCCCUCUGCUUGAGGACAUCUCACCGAGGACCAUGUCUCCCUCAGCUGAGGGUUGCUAUGACAUGAGAGAGCGCAUCAUGCAGAGAUCCACUAGCCAAGGAUCCAUCGGGUCCCCCACCGACUACAAUCGCCAUAACUACACUCCAACACUGUCACGGUCGCCACAACACUUCCAUCGACCAGGCAUACUGAAGCUAACUUCCUGUUUGCGUUCUGGUCCUAAUGACACCCGUCCCACUUCCCCUUUCCGUCACCAUUUCCUCCCUCACACCAAAGACUCUUUCUACGUAGGCACUGAGCUGUCAAGCGGCCGCAGCUCCCCCCUCUCUCGGCCCGCCACCCCAACCCUCUCUCUCAACACUAAACAUUUCCACGUCCCAGAUCAGGGCAUCAACAUGUACAAGAAGCCUCCUAUUUACAAGCAGCAUGAUUCAGCUGCCAUGGUAGCUCAGAGCAAGUCCGCUGAUGACAUCAUCAAAUCUGCCAAGUUCCCCGCUGCCCGAACCCCCCGCCCAGACGAAACACCAAAGAUCGAGACUGACUACUGGCCCUGCCCUCCCUCGCUUGCUGCCCUAGGGUCAGAGGGGCGGGGCCAGUCACGGGACGAGGAAGACGAGGAGUAUCAGAAAAGACGUCAGAUGCAGGAGGAACAUCUCAGCAAGAUCCAGUCAGGUCUGGGGAAGCUGAUUCUGAAAGAGGAAAUGGAGAGAGAGAGGAACCGUGGUCGUCAGGGUCCCCCAGCCCAGUGCUCCGACCCCCAGCACACCAACAGCACCAACGAUCCCAGCUCGCCCACCUGCAGAGCGUCCUCCUUGCCAGGCUACGGUCGCAACGGACUGCACCGGCCCCAGUCCUCUGAGUUCAGCCAGUACAACAGCUCUGGAGACGUCUCUGGAGACAGUAGAGACUUUAAGCUCAUCCGUGAUGGUCCGGGUCCACCAGCACGGAUGGACAGAGGAGUGUCCAUGCCUAAUAUGUAUCUAUAUGUGUACCCAUACGAAAUGCUCACUAUCACCAACAGAGGGCGUAUGAAACUCCCCAGGGAUAUCGACAGGACCAGACUUGAGCGCCACCUAGCUCCUGAGUUGUUCUUCGAGAUCUUUGGGAUGGAGAUCCAGGAGUUUGACAGACUUCCUCUAUGGAAGCGCAACAACAUGAAGAAGAAAGCCAGACUGUUUUAGACACGGUCCCUGCAUGUUUUCAUUUAUCAAUCACUCCUUUUGUGUACAUACAUGUAGAUCUGUCUCUGGUUUGUUUGCUUUUGAGAGUUACACACUAUGAAGGAGUUUCCUCUUUUUGCCUCAACAAAGGAGUCAUAAUUUUUCCCCUGACACCUGAUGCUAGAUUUUAAAUGUGUUUAACUUCAUAAUGACAAAGAGUAGAAUGAUGAGAAAUGUGUAUGUAUUUCUCAGAAUAAGUAUUCACCCCUUUGUAUAUUUAUCUUUCACCUAAAAAAGAAGUAUUCAGUAUACCACCAAUUUAAAAAAAAUAUCUCACCUGUCCUGUUUGUCAGACUGUCAUCGCCCCUGACAACCUGACUGGUCGUCAUCCAGUCUUUUUAACUGAUUCCUCCUUUUCCAAACUAUAGGAAUAUAUUUACUAACCUGUUUCUACUUAAAUCUAUUAAAUUAGCCAUUUUCAGUACAUGUCAGUACACAGUAACGUUGCUGUAGGAAACAGAUGAUGUCACAGGUCAGUUCCCCAUAACUUUGACUCCAGCUGCCUUAGGAGGAGCACAAGUUCACUAAACACAGAAAACAACACCUGCAGAAAACAACACCUGCAGAAAACAACACCUGCAGAAAACAACACCUGCAGAAAACAACACCUGCAGAAAACAACACCUGCAGAAAACAUCACCUUCAGCAUGUAAAAGAAAACAACAUGAGGAUUUCUCAGUGUUGGAUCUGUGGCAACCCAAUAGGACCCCAAUGCUACCAGCUGUCUGGAAAAACUGACUACAGUCAGGUUAGAAUACAAACUAAUCAGUAUUGUAAAUGUGGCGAAAUAUCCCUUUAAAGCUCUGUAAUCCAAGCACAUGAUGCAGUAUGUCUGAGUAGCUAGACUGUGUCCCAAUCCAUAUGAACGCUGUCCUGUUUGAGAUAUUUAAAAAUGAUGUGAUAUUAAUUUUAAGAUAGCAAUUGAAAGUCAAAGCAUAUUCUGCCCUACACUUUAACCGAGAUGUUUUAAUGUGUUGCAGAAGCACCAAGCCAGUGUUCCUGCUUGUGUGUUUAGAGUUCCUGUUCGAGCCGUGUGUAUUCAGACGUCAACCCAGUCAGUAACGCGUGUGCUGUAACUACUGCAGCCGUUCAGGCGCCCGUAGAGAGCUAGGCUGUACAUCCCGUCACUGUUGAGCUCAAAUAGACUUUUUGUGCUGGAAGACAUUUGUCUUGGACACAUACAGUUUCAAAAUAACAUUGUGUAUAUGUACUGUCAGAGGCUCCAGAACCAAUCAAAUUGGUGGGCGUUUAUUUUCACAAGGGGGAGAGAGUCAAAAUAAGAGCAGACUUACAUAUUCUGCAGGAAAAUGUAGCCAUCUUGAUAUUUAAUUUAUAGCCAAUGCCAGUAUUAAAGGAAUAUAUUGUAGAGGAGAUGGGAAUAAUUGAGUCUGGACAAAUUUUGUCUUUUGGAACACAAACUUGUGUGUCGUUGAAUUCGCAUUUUGCGCAUAAUUGCAAACUUCACUUAAGUUUUAAACCAAGCAGGCUAAUAAGAAAGGUAUCGUAAUAAAGCAUUAUAUAACAAUUCAUUAUUUUAUUUAUUAUUUUUAAAGCGUCAUCAUAUCAAUUCAGACAGAAUUAUGACACACUUGUACUUUAACAAAACAUUUUUUUGAUGGGGCACAGCAUUCCAUUUGGUCGGCCCGUGCCUAAAACCGCCCCUGCCCGUGGUGGUGUUAAACGUGUGAUAAACGCGAAUUAAAUAAACGGACAUGUUGGGGACCCAAUUAUAUUAGAGCUAUGCAAGUGGGCCGCCAAGUGGAAAAGGUUGGGAAUGACGGAUGUACACAAACAGUGCGGUGAAAAUGAAGCUGCCUCAUCAGAAUGUUCAGGCCGCUCAAUACUUUAGUUGUUAUGAGCUAAAAACAAUGUGUGUUAGGGUUGUGGUGUUGGGUCAUAAAAUACCAGAAUACUAAUAACAGUUUUAGAUUUGGAUUUCUUAGUCCAGUUUGCAAGGGUCAACCCGAGCUUGACACCCCCUGACGCCAUGUUCUUGCUGCGGGGUGUUUAAAGAUUAUACAACAGAUUUCCACAGAAUGUUCCACUGAUCAAUUCCAUCUGAUCUAAAUAAUUUCAAUACAUUUAACAAUUUAAAUCUAAUUGUUAAAGUUGUACUUUGGAUAGUUUGUAACCAUUUAGUUUAAAUUUGAGAUAUUUAAAUCAGUUCGGUGGGACAUUUGUCAUGUAGCCUAAUAUGUUAUUUUUAUUUUAUUAAAAGAGCACCCUUAUCUCCACUCCACAACUGAAUAUCUAUAGUUUUAUUUAUUUCAAAAUUGAAACAUUUAUGUAUGUAUCAUUCAGAAGUGGAAUUAAGGGUUUUACAAAUCAAAAGGAUUGGAAACAAGUCUACUGUGACUGAUCUGUCUUGAUUUGUUAGCUGGACAGAAUCCCCCCCCCCCAUCAAAGCCCCUCCUCUUCCGGAGCUUUUUUUAAUCUACACCUUCUGGAGUUUCGGUACAACAUGCAAUACAGUACAUCUAUGUCUGCAUAUCACUUUGAAUAAACCUACAUUUGAGAAA
This is a messenger RNA of Hypomesus transpacificus, 5819 nucleotides long. RefSeq names its product actin binding LIM protein 1b (gene ablim1b). Gene Ontology annotation, biological process: cytoskeleton organization; lamellipodium assembly; cilium assembly. The record is from RefSeq and is a predicted model, not a curated record. NCBI's taxonomy places the organism in Eukaryota, Metazoa, Chordata, Actinopteri, Osmeriformes, Osmeridae. The coding region runs from base 916 to 3261 and encodes 781 amino acids. Gene Ontology annotation, cellular component: actin cytoskeleton; stress fiber. The transcript has 21 exons. Gene Ontology annotation, molecular function: actin filament binding.